Messenger RNA from Penicillium taxi, 2514 nucleotides. Its product is annotated as putative C6 transcription factor. Gene Ontology annotation, molecular function: zinc ion binding; DNA binding; DNA-binding transcription factor activity, RNA polymerase II-specific. The coding region runs from base 1 to 2514 and encodes 837 amino acids. NCBI's taxonomy places the organism in Eukaryota, Fungi, Ascomycota, Eurotiomycetes, Eurotiales, Aspergillaceae. The record is from RefSeq and is a predicted model, not a curated record. The transcript has a single exon. Gene Ontology annotation, biological process: DNA-templated transcription; regulation of DNA-templated transcription.
AUGUCGUUCACAGCUUCUCCGGAAGGUCUGAAGUAUUCGGCCAGUAGUAGCAACUCCCCGAUCGCGCCACCUGCGACCGCCCCCACCUCCCGCAUACCAGACAACCCGAGCUCGCGGAGCUGUGUUACCUGUCGUCGUCGUAAAGUCCGCUGUAAUAAACGAUCUCCUUGCUCGAAUUGUGCCAAAUCUGGCAUAGAGUGUGUAUUCCCUCCACCGGGACGUGCUCCAAGAAAAUCCAAACGUCCACCCGACACUGAACUUCUUUCUCGCCUGCGACACCUAGAAGGUGUCAUCGGAAGCUUGAGUGGGAAGAAUGGCGAAGGUAGUUCGACUACUACUACUAAUACAACGCCACCAAAGACAACCGCUUCCACUUAUCGGGUUGCUUCUACUCCGGUCAAAUCUACAGCUGCAAGUGCUGCAAAAGAGAGUGGUGUUGCCUGUCCCUUUGAACCCAGUGAUCCUAGAAAGCCUGAUCCAGGGAAGUUUGAAAAUGAGUUUGGGAGGCUGGUUAUCGAUGAAGGUAAGAGCCGAUAUGUGAGCAAUCGGCUUUGGGCCAGUCUCGGGGACGAGAUUGAGGAACUCCAGGAUAUUCUUGAUCACUCUUCUUCCGACGAAGACGAUGUUGAUUCCCCUGAAUCUGCUCAUUCGGGCUCUCAUGAUGGAUUUCUUCUAGGGUUCAGCUCUAUUUCACUCUCCCUGAAAGAGUAUCAUCCUCCGCUUCCCAGAGUAUCAAAGUUUUGGGAAAUCUAUAUGGAGAAUGUUGCCCCUUUAAUUUCCAUUCUACACGCCCCCUCUACUCGAUCUCUGUUGAUUGAAGCCGCUCAGAAGCCUGAAUCUUUAGACAAGAACUCGGAGGCUCUGGUGUUUUCCAUAUACCUGACAGCGAUUAUUAGUUUAAGCGCUGAUGACUGUCUCAAACAACUCGGAGAGGACCGAGGCGCUUUAUAUAGGCGAUAUCGCUUUGCAGUCGAGCAAGCCCUUUCCAGAGCGAAUCUCUUGAACACGCAAAGUCUGGUACUUUUGCAGGCGGCUGUCCUAUUCCUAAUUAGUGUUCGGAGAGAAGAUGACUCCAAAUUUGUAUGGUCCAUGACUUCUGUUGUUCUUCGCCUCGCCCAAGGAUUAGGUCUACAUCGUGAUGGAACCCAUUUCUCACUGAAGCCAUUCGAAACGGAGAUGCGCCGUCGAUUAUGGUGGCAUAUUUGCUUUUUGGAUAUCCGAGCGGCCGAAGACCAUGCGACUGAUCCACUCAUUCACGAGAGCAUGUUCGAUACUCGACUCCCACUCAAUGUAAAUGACGACGACCUUCAACCGGAGAUGACGGAGGCCCCAAAAGAGCGAGAGGGAUGUACUGAUGUUACGUUCUCUCUGAUUCGCGCUGAAAUUACCGGCGCAUUGCGGAAAGUGAAUUAUGGCUGUCCUCUCAGUCGCUUUGGCGUGGGCUCGGAGGCCCGGCCCCCGCCCAUCGAAUUUGCUGAGCGGAUGAUACAGAUUAUUAGUCGCCGAAUUGAGGAACGGUACAUCAAGCACUGCGAUAAGAAUAUUCCCAUUCAAUGGGCAGCUGCCACUGUUGGAAGAAUCAUACUUGCGAAGCUGUGGUUGAUUGUUCAUCACCCAUUGACACGGAAAGACCGCAUCACCACCGUCUCUAAUUCAACUCGCCAGAGUCUAUUCCUCACUUCGAUUGAAGUGCUCGAAUUCGGUCGUUUGCUUGAAGCAGACCCCAAGACAGCCAAAUGGUCUUGGUUGUUCCGAACCAACAUGCAGUGGCACGGCGUGGCUUUUGUUCUGUCUGAAAUUUGCGUUCGUACGAUUUGCCCUGUAACUGAUCGAGCCUGGAACGCUGUCACUUUGUUUUACAAGGACUGGAAAAUGAAAGAGACGCACAAGAAAGGCAUGCUUUGGCGACCUUUAGACGCGUUGAUGAAACGGGCUGCCUCGACUCGCGCCCAGCAAAAACAAGAGCUUUUACUCAAAUAUGGACCGAAUUCCAAUGCCUUGAUAGAGACCCCUCCUUGCGAUUUGAAAGCUAUGUAUAUGAAUUCUCUACCCCAUAUUCAUAUGCCAGAAGACUCCGCAAAGCCUUCACCUUUUGCUCGUACUGUUCAGACGACAAAUCAAAACCAGUCUGAAUCAACAAGUCCAGACCCCUUGGAUGUCAGUAUCAAUGGUGGCCCUUGGGAGACGCUACAAAUAAUUUUCCCCGGCACCAACAUCCUUGCACCUGUUCCUUACGAUAAUCCGCCACCAAGAACCCCAAGUCCUGCCAAUACCUCAGCACCACCACCACCACCACCCCUAAAUCUGAAUCUCUCAACACCAUUACCACCACCACCACCCAUUGCAGCCAAUCCUACGAUUAAUCCACUCAUUUCGCAGGGUCUUCAACCUGAAGAAGAAAUGCUCAACUGGGAGGAUUGGGACCAAGUGAUGCGGGACUUCCAGAUGGAUGUUAGGAAUGAUGAUCCAGGCCUAUCAAAUGGAAAUGGGGUUUUUACAGAAUGGCUUGUAUGA